CAGUGGAGGAAAGACAGCAGUGGAUUCGUUCAGGUGGUUCUGUUGGCGUUUUCACCUGGUGCGGCAGUUUUAGCAUCCAUGGACUCUCUGGACUUAGUGAGCCCUGACCUGUUCAGACACAAAGGGAGGAACUUUGUGGUCAACGACAAAGGGAGACCUGAAGACCUUGAUGCUCUUCUACAUGCUGACAUUCGUCCAACUGAUAUUUUCCUCGUCACUUACCCCAAGUCAGGCACAGUGUGGAUGCAGCAGAUUCUGGCGCAGAUCAUGGAAGCUGUACAUCCUGAGUGGGCACAAAACGGCACCAACAGGGUACAAGUUCCUUGUUUGGAGAUCAGAAUUGCAGACGACCCUUUCCGAGAAAGACCAGAUCCUCGGAUCUUUCGCUCACAUCUUCCCCCCGACAUGUUGCCCCUUGGAGUGAAAGAAAAGCAAAUCAAGGUUGUGUAUGUUUGGAGGAACCCCAAAGAUGUCCUGGUGUCAUUAUAUUACUUCGCUCACAGUUGGGUCUUCCUGGAAACACCUCAGAGCUUUGAAGAUUUUUUUCAGCGGUUCCUGGAUGGUAACACUUACAUGGGAUCAUGGUUUGAUCAUGUGAAGGAAUAUUAUGCAGCACGAGACCAACUGAACAUCCAUUUUGUGCAGUAUGAGAACAUGCUGAAGGACCUCAGAGGAGAAGUUGUGAAGAUUUGUGCUUUCCUGGGAAAAGACUUGACAGAUGAGGCCAUCGAUCAUGUUGUGGAGAUGUCCACAUUCAAAAACAUGAAGACCAACCCCAAAGCAAACUACAAGGACUUAGUUGAAGGCAUUCAAUAUAAGACAAACACCAUGCGCAAAGGUGUGGCAGGUGACUGGAAGAAUUUGUUCACCGUGGCCCAAAAUGAACGUUUUGACAAAGUGUUCAAGGAGAAGAUGAGUGACUUUCCUCUCACCUGCACCUGGGAGAUGACACAGUAGCUCCUCAACUCAGCCCUUAAGCCUCCCUCUACAUGAGCUCACAGUCAGUUAGAAAGUUUCAUUCUCAGUUUAGGUUGACUACGUGGUGUGUUCAAGAACAUUUGUGUUCAAUAAAUUUGUUUUAUCAGCUUGUUUUAACAGAAACAGUCUCUCUGCUCACAAGGCAUACAGUCAAUCAAAUCUUGUAGGUAAUUUCAGUUCUUGUUAUUUCAGGAAUAAUUUCCUUUAGUCAAACAAAGGCAAUAAUGAAAUUGUUUCUCGAGACAUUGAGAGGAUAUACAGACAGAUCAAAAUUCCUUGUUUCAUAGGUAGAUGUUCUUAUAAUUCUUUUAAAAUGAUGUAUUUCAGGAUUAUACAUGUUAUGUAUGCAGUUUUUAACUUUGUUAAGAUCCCCAUUUUUCUCUUUGUCUCAUUUUUACAUCUUAGUUUCCGUUAAUUUUCCGUCCUUAUUUUAAUGUCCACUCCAUAUAUUUUCUGUGUGAAGUAGAAGUUCAUGGUCAUAUUUUAAAUUGAGGUUCAGUUUUAGACAGGUUUAAGAGUCUACACACCAACAAGUCCUUUUUCAUUGCGAUGCUUUUCUUGUGCGAAGACUUAAAUUAAAAAAAGGAAAUAAAAUGCUUGUGAUGGGACACUGUGUAAAACAUAAAUAAAACAGAAUGUGACCAUUCAAU
Molecule: messenger RNA, 1628 nt
Organism: Scatophagus argus
Lineage: Eukaryota; Metazoa; Chordata; Actinopteri; Scatophagidae
Product: amine sulfotransferase-like
Exons: 7
Coding region: 79-957 (292 amino acids)
Biological process (GO): sulfation
Cellular component (GO): cytoplasm
Molecular function (GO): sulfotransferase activity
Source: RefSeq, a predicted model, not a curated record